Messenger RNA from Hydra vulgaris (swiftwater hydra), 2021 nucleotides. NCBI's taxonomy places the organism in Eukaryota, Metazoa, Cnidaria, Hydrozoa, Anthoathecata, Hydridae. The record is from RefSeq and is a predicted model, not a curated record.
GUGACGAAUUAGGUUACUUGUGUCACCUAGUCAUUGGUUAAAUCAAGAAAUCAAAUGAACCCUCUAGUUUUUACUGAUGAUUUAAUGCUGUUGCUAUUAAGGUGUUAAUUUCUAUAUUUAAUGGCAUCUGUAUCACCAAAAGCGUCUAGGAAACAUGGCACGAUUGCUGCAACAAAUGUUGAAUUUCAAACAGGAAGGGUCACAAGGAGCAAACGUGGCGAAGUACUGAGUAAAAGUCACAACUUUAGAGGUUGCACAAUUUGGUUUACUGGUUUGUCAGGUGCUGGAAAAACAACAAUAAGUUUUGCUUUAGAAGAAUAUUUAUGUUUCCGUGGAAUACCAUCAUACAGCUUAGAUGGAGAUAAUAUGCGCACUGGCUUGAAUAAAAAUUUGGGCUUCAGUCCUGAAGAUAGAGAGGAGAAUAUUCGCCGUGUUAGUGAAGUUGCAAAAUUAUUUGCUGAUGCUGGCAUUGUCUGUUUAUCAAGCUUUAUUAGUCCAUAUGCUCAAGAUCGUGCUAAAGCAAGACAGCUUCACGAAGAAGUUGGACUAAAUUUUUUUGAGUGUUAUGUAGAUACAUCAUUAGAGAUUUGUGAAAACAGAGAUGUAAAAGGCCUAUACAAGAAAGCACGUGCUGGUAUUAUUAAAGGUUUUACUGGUAUUGAUUCUACUUAUGAAGUUCCAAAUAAACCUGAUAUUAUUUUGAAAGCUGGAGAAUUAUCUGUUGAUGAAUGUGUUCAAGAACUUUUAAAAAUGCUUGAGAAAAACAAUAUUUUGCCUGUCUCAAUAUUAAGUGAAGUUAGAGAACUGUUUGUUAAUAACGAGCAAAUCCCUGAACUAGAAAAAGAAGCAUCAAAAUUAGAACCUUUAAAUAUUGGUUUAGUAGAUAUGCAAUGGGUUCAAGUAUUAGCAGAAGGGUGGGCAUCACCUUUAACUGGUUUUAUGAAAGAGAGAGAAUAUUUACAAUCUCUGCAUUUCAACUGUCUACAAGAUGCAGAUGUUGUAAAUCAGUCUGUUCCAAUUGUACUAUCACUAAAUGACAAUGAUAAAGUAAGGGUUGCAGAGCAAAAAAAUAUUGCAUUGUACUAUGAAAAUAAAUUAGUUGCUAUUAUGAGAGAUAUUGAGAUCUUUCCUCAUAGAAAAGAGGAACGUUGCUGCAGACAGUUUGGAACAAGAAGUCUUAAUCAUCCAUACAUCAAAAUGGUACAUGACAUGGGAGAUUGGCUAAUUGGUGGAAAAUUAGAUGUUUUAGGUGCCAUUAAAUGGAAUGAUGGACUUGAUGAGUUUCGUUUGAAACCAAAUGAGCUGAGAAAAAAAUUUAAAGACUUAAAUGCUGAUGCUGUUUUCGCUUUUCAAUUACGAAAUCCAGUGCACAAUGGCCAUGCUCUUCUCAUGCAAGACACUCAAAAAGAAUUGCUCAGUAGAGGUUUUAAAAACCCAGUGUUGUUGCUUCAUCCUUUAGGUGGAUGGACUAAGGAUGAUGAUGUUCCUUUGCCAAUUCGCAUCAACCAGCAUUUAGCUGUUCUAGAAGAAAAAGUUCUUGACCCUGACAGAACAGUGUUGGCAAUAUUCCCUUCUCCAAUGAUGUAUGCUGGUCCAACAGAAGUUCAAUGGCAUUGUAAAGCGCGAAUAGCAACAGGUGCAACAUAUUAUAUUGUUGGUCGUGAUCCAGCAGGAAUGCCACACCCUGAACAACCAGGAGAUUUGUAUGAUCCUACACAUGGAGGCAAAGUGCUUACUAUGGCACCAGGGUUGUUGCAAUUAGAAAUUUUACCUUUUAAAGUUGCAGUUUACAAUAAAGUCAACCAGCGAAUGGAAUAUUUUGAUCCAUCCAGAAAAGAAGAGUUCGAUUUUAUUUCUGGAACAAAAAUGAGAGGUUUUGCUCGUGAUGGGAUUUUGCCACCGCCUAAUUUUAUGGCGCCAAAAGGCUGGCAAGUUCUAGCUGAUUAUUAUCAGUCUUUAAAGGAAGAUUGUUAGCUUUUUUAAAUUAUUUUAUGAUAAAUAUACUUAAAGUAUACUUAGUA